AUGAGAGACCUUUUCACUAGGGCAGCUGCCCUUUUCCUCCUCUUCAACCCCAUCUAUGGCGCAGAUGAUGGAGACGAUGGGUACAUCGGGUACCGACUCGACAAGCGCGGCGACCCCGAGACGGUAAAUUACGAAACCGCCAACACCGGCGGUGUCCAGCUUGCCGAAGAGCCUGAUGUCUAUCUCAACGCUUCGGUGAGCGUCGGGUACAUCGGGGUUGACGUGCAAAACCUCACGGCCAAGGUCAACCUCGACGCAAACGUCCUGAAGCUGUUGCACUUCAGCGCGGGCGUUGACGCGAGCAUCAACCGCGUCCAGCUCAAGAUUGAGAAUGUCUCUGCAAAGGUCGAGCUGGAGGCGCGUCUCGGGAAUGUUGUCAAGAUGGUCGACGAUGUGCUCAACAGCAUCGAUCUCAAUCCCAUCAUUGCGACCCUGGGACAGGAAGUCACACAGAUCAUCAACUCCACCACUGACCUCCUCGAUGGUGUUGGUGAGGGACUUGGAGGCGGAGCUGGGGCCGGGGAAGAGGAUGCUGCAGGAGGCAACGCCAAACGGUCGUUCGAGGGAAGCCACAAGCUCGAGAGCAAUGUACUUUUCAGCGUCAACGACUACACCGGCCAAGCACACAAGAACCGUGUCCUCGCACAGGACGGCAGCAUCUACGACGAGUAUCUCGACAAUGACGGCAACGAGCAGUCGCGGGUCGUGGUGGGAUCAUACGACAAGGAUAUGGAGUUCAACGGACAUAACCGGACGAUUGAAGAGGAGGGCAAUGUUGUCGAGUUUGAGCUGCAGUAUGAUUAUAAGCCCUUUCCCGGCGUUGAGGUGACUAGUUGGAUCUUUGUCGAUACGACAGGCAAGGUGACCCGGACACAGGUUAUCGCAGAGGCUCAGGGCGGAGGAUCAAGCACCAUCAGCAAUGAUGCGGAUUUGUAA
Molecule: messenger RNA, 936 nt
Organism: Podospora anserina S mat+
Lineage: Eukaryota; Fungi; Ascomycota; Sordariomycetes; Sordariales; Podosporaceae
Exons: 1
Coding region: 1-936 (311 amino acids)
Source: RefSeq, a predicted model, not a curated record